This is a messenger RNA of Miscanthus lutarioriparius, 720 nucleotides long. Lineage: Eukaryota; Viridiplantae; Streptophyta; Magnoliopsida; Poales; Poaceae. The record is from the annotation of a GenBank genome assembly.
AUGGCAAGCUCGCACUGCUUUGAGAACCCGCCGGCGCUGGAGGCGGCCAGCGGAGGAGGAGUGGUUGUUGACGACUUCGGCGGGCAGAAGACAUACAUCACCGGCUCCGCCGGGUCCAAGGCGGCCGUCGUCCUCAUCUCCGACGCCUUCGGGUUCGAAGCGCCAAAACUGAGGAAGAUAGCCGACAAAGUUGCUUCGUCCGGUUACUUUGUUGUGGUGCCCGAUUUCCUGCAUGGGGAUCCAUAUGACCCCAGCAAUCCCAACAAUCCUGGAAUGUGGAUGCAGGCGCAUAAUCCGAAAAAAGGGUUUGAAGAGGCAAAACCAGUUAUUGCUGCUCUAAAGGAGAAAGGAGUGUCUUCUGUUGGGGCUGCAGGUUACUGCUGGGGGGGAAUUGUUGCUGUGGAACUGGCAAAAGCUCAUGAGAUUCAGGCUGCCGUCGUAUUGCACCCUGGGCCUAUUACUGUUGAUGAUAUCAAAGAGGUCAAGUGCCCGAUUUCGAUACUUGGAGCCGAGAAUGACCAUUUAUCUCCACCAGAAUUAAUCAAGCAAUUCGAGCAGGUCCUUUCAGCAAACUCAGGAGUUGCUCACUUUGUCAAGAUUUUCCCUGGUGUUGCGCAUGGAUGGAGUGUGAGAUACAACGAUGAUGAUGAAGAUGCUGUCAAGAGUGCUGAGGAAGCGCUGGGGGACACGAUCGACUGGUUUAACAAGAACCUGAAAUGA